AUGAACGCGAGACGUAGGCGCGACGACUGGCGGUGCGCCGGCCUGCGGGGGGCAGGCGUGCGCGACGCGCAGGGCUCGACAAAAGCUCUCUCUUCAGCCGCUUCCGCCUCGAGGUCCGCGCCUACAGAGAGCGCGACAGCGCCGCGGCAGGCGGAGGUCAAGCGCGUCCUAGGAGGGGUGCACAGGGUGUCGAUUCUUCGUCAGGCACGCGCUUCUCUUCUUGUCUCCGCCCUGGUAUUGCUGUCUGUUCUCUCUCUGUGUUGCUCGCGGUUUUCGAGUUUCGACUGGCCGUCGGCGUCCCUUUUUCCCUUUUCUCCGCUUCCCUCGCCUGCCCCCCAGGGGAGGCUGCACGCCCCGCCUGCCGCACAGGCACUCUCUCAUUUCUUCCUGCUGCCGGUGGCGGCCUCUCCGCGCGCGGCUCUCGGCGCCGUAGGGGCGGACGCGAUUGAGAUAUCUGCAAAGGUGACAAAGUCCGAAAAGAAGGAGGCGCCCAACAAGGCCAAGAAACUGCCGCCCCGCGCGCUUCAGGUCGUUCGCCCGAAUGACCGCCACACAGGCUUUGAGAUCGACGAAGCUGCCCUCACGGAGAUCGAGAAAAUUCCCGCGCCCGUCUCCGUCGUGACGGCCGUCGGCUCCAUCCACACAGGCAAGAGUUUUUUCCUGUCGCAGCUGCUGGCGUUUUCGUUCCCUGAGGAACACUCGCACGCGCCACCCCACGCGGUGGCGCGGCCGGGAAACGCGACGGAGGCCUCCGCCUCCACCUCGCCCUCGGAGGAGUCCCGGAGGUUCACGGCCUUCCCAGUGGGGUACACAGUGCAUCCAGGCACGCAGGGCUUGUCGUUUUGGAGUGAGCCGCUGCGCGUCGACCGCCGCACGGGGCAGGUCGUGGCAGGCGAGCGGAGGCGCCGCGCCGGGAAGGCGGGGGGGGGGGUCGCGGGCGCGGCGGAGGAGAGCGACAUCACCCACGUCCUCCUGCUGGACACUGAGGGAUUCGGUGGCCCUAACGUCACGCGCAGCUACGACCAGCUCCUCUACGCCGUCGCCUCCCUGGUCUCGUCCGAGAUCGUCUUCACCACCAUGAAAAUGAUCGACGCGCAGUCUCUGCAGCUGCUUGAGGACCUGACGCGCGACGCGAAUCUCUUCAACUUGCGGGCGCACGCGCAGUCGGUGAACCGGACGCGGAUCGUCCCUCCGCUGUCUUCCUCGCGGCGCGAGGACAAGGAGGAGGCGGCGGGUGUGUCUUCGAAGGAUUCGAAAGAUCCUCAGGACGCGAAGGCGCGCGUCGCGCGCGAAGCCGAGAUCACGCUGAAAGACUCCGUCGCAGGUUCCGCGCUCUUCUCGUCGCUCGCGCCCUGCUGCCUCUCCUGGAUUGUUCAGGACUUCGUUCAGGAUCUUGAGGGCCUAACGGCCCUGCAGUGGCUGGAGCGGCUGAUCGACACGAACCGGUGGAGCGCGUCACCGGCGGAAGUUGAGAAGAACUUUUGGAAGGAGAAGCGUGGCUUGGAGAGAAACCGAAAACCCGAGGACGGCGACGAAAAAGACGGCUUUCUCAGGCAUUCGCUGCGGUCGUUUUACGAUUCGAUUCAUUGCGUGGCGCUGCCUGCGCCGUCUGCUUCGUCGGAGGCUCUGCAGCGGCUGGAUCUCUUGCCGCUGACGGAGAUGACUUCGGUAUACAAGCGCGCGUUUCUGGACUUCAAAGACGCGCUGCUGAAACGUGCGGCGAACCACUUCAAGGCCAAAAGUCACCUGUUCCACCCCUCCAGCGACGCAGGCCGCGGCGCGGGGGGGGACGAGCGCGCCUGCCGCCGCGCGCCCUCCCAGGCAGGCCAAGGGCAGCAGCCGCGAGAGAGCGAAGGAGGCGAUCGCUGUGCGGGCGAGGAGGAUGCGGAGGGUAAAGCCCAUGGCGACCGCGGCGCGGGACGGGGCGACGCGCGAGUGGAGGCCCCGCGCCGCGGCGAGGCGAUCGGCCGCGUGGCGAUGAGUGGCAAAGACAUCGCCGAUUUGCUGCGCUUCCUCGUGCGUGCCGCCAACCUCAACAUGUUCGAGGACGUCGAAAUCUUCAUGAACCACUUCUCUUCAGUUCGGUCUGACUUGGCUAAGAACGACCUCCUUCUGCUCUUUGACGAGGACAUGCAGCGCUUUUUGAGCGUGCAUCCGCCGCCGCUUCCUCCGCUCUUCUUCUCGUUUGCGGACUCUCUGCGUCAGCAGCUGCUUCAGCAGUGGCGGCAGCAGAUCGCAGGCCAGGAGGGGAAUCACGCGCAGGAGGUUCAGCAGCGCCAGCAGGAAGAAAUGAUUCAGAAAUUAAACGAAAAAGUAGAAAAAUUCAGAGGCGUAGCUGAGGAGCAAGUACGCAAGUACUGCCGCGGAUUUUGCGACAAACGCCUCCACCUGGUUCAGCAGGAAAUCCAAAAACAGCAACAGCGCCUGCCAAUGGCGCCCCAGGCUCUCGCUGAGUGGGCGAUCUAUGAGCAACGGCUCCAACGAUCCCUGCUGACUGAAGAAGUCAACCACGGAGGCCGCGACUUCGCCGCGGCAGACGUCUGCGAGGAGGAACUGCGCGCCUACGAUGAAAAAGUCGAAAAUCUUUUCCUCUUCUUGCACAAAGAAAACACGAAGAAGAUCACUGCCGAUAUGCAGAAGGCGGAGGAGCAGACUGUAGUGUUUUUCGCUGAACAGCUUAAGCAACACCCCCUGGAGAUGCUGCACCCGUUGGAGCAAUUCCGCGCGCUCCUCUUCGAGUGGAAGACUGCAGCGUGGGAGAUCUUUCAGCAGAAAGUCGAAGACCUGCGUGCCGUGCGGCAGAUCUACAGCGUCUUCGAGAAGCGGCUGACAUCGGAACUCAAGCGCCUCGAGCAGCAGGCGCUCCAACAGUGGAACGAAAAAUGCACAGAAAUUGCAUUCGACGUGCUGCAGAAGUGGAGCAGCACCUACAAGGCAGAGGUCAUUGCCUCGUUCCCUAAAGUCCAGGCUCUGCCGGUCGAUGAGGACAUUCUCCACACAGCGUCGCAAAACAAAAUGCAAGACGCGCUCGAGGAGAUGAACGAGCUGUACUGCACUAAGACCGCGCCGUGGCAACAGGUGGCUCGCGAGCUGAAGGAAGUUUUGCUCGAGAAACAGAAGGAACUCGAGCUGCAGAACGUCGAAGCCAUCAAAACGAACUGCAAAGAGCCGCUGGACAAGCUCCUGAAAGGGCUGAAGCCCGAAGCAGAGAGCCGUUACCUCUGGACAACUUUCGUUGCCUUGGCAAAGCAAGAGGCGCUCGCGCUGCUUGCGUCGCAGAACGCCCAGAGUCGUGCGACCGUCCUUCUCUCUGAUCGCCUGGUGAAGCGUGUGACGGAGCACUGGCUCGAGACGGACGUCAAAAGUGCUUACGCGGACACAGUGUGGCGAAAUAUGGUUAACUUAUGCCAGCAGAUUGCCGGUGGGAUCGUUGGAACCGCAGGCUUGGCUGUCUUCAGCACGUACAAUAUGUGGAUCGGAGUGCUGAUGAUGACGUUGGGGGCGUGGCUGCUCUUUGGGAUCUUGACGCUCAUCGGAUGGAUGAGAGGCGCGUUUAAAUUUACCGUUCAAGGAUUGUGGCACGGCUUGCAGGACAGAGUCGGGCUCGAGGCCGCUGUGGGAAUAUUCUUCGUUGCGGCCGCUGUAGUCGGCGCCGCCGGCUUCCGAUGGCUUUCGAUUCGAAAAUCGAGAAAUCUCGGCUAUGUUGCCGGGCAUCAGGCCUUCCAGGCGAACGCUUGCAGUAUUUCCCGGCCGUGCUCCGUCGAUCCCGGUGCCUACAGUGUGGGCGGAGGUCUGUCGCGGCCAUCGCAGUCUGGCAUGCCGCAGCCGAUGGAGUAUCAGACGCCUCUGGGUGUGAGGUCGUCAGCAGUGCCUACAUCCAGUAUCAUGUAUGAAUCCAUGUUCCCCGACGCAGAGAGGAAGAGCCGCUAUUCGACGGCGUACAUUGGGUGA
Messenger RNA from Besnoitia besnoiti, 3951 nucleotides. Its product is annotated as guanylate-binding protein, N-terminal domain-containing protein. Gene Ontology annotation, molecular function: GTPase activity; GTP binding. The record is from RefSeq and is a predicted model, not a curated record. The transcript has 17 exons. Bases 1 to 3951 code for a protein of 1316 amino acids. Lineage: Eukaryota; Apicomplexa; Conoidasida; Eucoccidiorida; Sarcocystidae.